Polypterus senegalus (gray bichir) is the source of this 2424-nucleotide messenger RNA. Its product is annotated as patched domain-containing protein 3-like. Gene Ontology annotation, cellular component: membrane. The transcript is spliced from 6 exons. The record is from RefSeq and is a predicted model, not a curated record. Bases 1 to 2295 code for a protein of 764 amino acids. Lineage: Eukaryota; Metazoa; Chordata; Cladistia; Polypteriformes; Polypteridae.
AUGGCCUGUUUUGACCUGAGGCUAUCAUGCCCGACUACGACUACUCUACGCCUAACAGCUAGCCUGCAGACCGGCCUUCUCGGCCGGACCUUCUUAUGCCUUCAACUGCCCAGAUCUAGGGGCCUGAGCCUCAGGUAUCUGCCCCUGGUGAUCUAUAUUGGGUCUGAGGAGAAAGCCAUUCAGGCCGUGCAACAAGAAGAGGCCGUGGACAACCUGGCAGAGGCUCCGGCCGUUUGGAACAUACCACCCAAGGAGGGGAUUAUGCGGGGAAUGGCCCUUGAACAAACAGACGGACCCUGGCUCAUCGCGCAAAAACAGCAGCAGAACUCUGCUCACAUCCGUCGCGAUCCGCAAGUCUCUUAUUUUACGUCUCUAUCAAGACAAGAUGAGUUUGAAGCCAACUCCAAGAAGGUGAUCCCUCUGUUUUCCAUCACCUACUUCCUUGCGAUAUUCUUUUCAAUUGUAUCAUGUUUAAGGUUUGACUGUGUAAGAAACAAGGCCUGGGUUGCAGCUUUUGGAGUUUUCUCCACUGGCCUCUCUGUCCUCUCUGGAUUUGGUUUGCUCUUAUACUGUGGCAUGCCUUUUGCGAUGACCGUGGCGAAUUCUCCAUUUCUCAUUCUGGGUAUCGGAGUGGAUGACAUGUUCAUUAUGAUUGCUUGCUGGCAGCAAACAAAAGUUCAGGACUCUGUGGAAGAUCGCUUAGCUGAGACAUACAAAGAGGCCGCUGUCUCCAUCACCAUCACCACACUGACUGACGUUUUGGCCUUCUACAUUGGCAUCAUGACUCCCUUCCGAUCAGUGCAGUCCUUCUGCCUUUACACUGGCACCACCGUUCUCUUUUGCUACUUAUUCAACAUUACUUUCUUUGGGGCAGUUUUAGCUCUAAAUGGUAAAAGAGAGGAGAGUAACAGACAUUGGCUACUUUGUAUGAAGGUCCCUACAACGUCCCCAGCAGAGUCCUCUAAAGCAUACAGCCUCUGCUGUGUAGGGGGUUCAUAUGACCAAUCUACUGGUGCAGAGACUGAACACCCAAUGAACCUCUUCUUCAAGAAGUGUUAUGGACCUUUUCUGACAAAUAUCUGGACCAAAGUAUUUGUGGUGCUCUUGUAUGCUGGGUACCUAGCAGCCAGCAUUUAUGGAUGUUUCCAGAUAAAGGAAGGAAUAGAUCUUAGAAAUCUGGCUUUUGACAAAUCCUAUAUAGUCAGAUAUUAUGACCAUGAAGAAGCAUACUUUUUAGAAUAUGGUCCAAAUGUAAUGGUUGUAAUCCCAGAGGAAGUUGCCUACUGGAAUAUAACCGUUCGUGAAGAUAUUGAUAACUGCAUUGGCAAAUUUAAAAACCUUUCAUAUAUUGAUCAGAAUCUUUCUGUAUCCUGGCUUCAGUUUUAUGAAGAUUUUGCACAAAAGGCCAACAUUAAUAUAAAUAGCCAAACGUCAUUCAUCAAUAAUUUAAUGAUAUUUUUUAGGUUUUUUCCAGAUUUCAAGCAAGAUGUUCAUCUUUCAGGGGAUGUUAUCAAUGCUUCUCGUUUUUUCAUUCAGACACUAAACAUCAACAAUGCAGUUGCUGAAAAAAAUAUGCUGACUGAGCUAAGAGAGAUGGCAGAAAGCUGUGUUGUUCGCCUUGUAGUGUAUCACCCGGCCUUCAUCUACUUUGACCAGUACUUAGUCGUUGUUAACAAUACUAUCCAGAACAUUGCAGUGGCCACUGUGGUAAUGUUGCUGAUCUCACUUCUGUUGAUUCCAAAUCCACUUUGUUGUCUGUGGGUGACAUUUGCUAUCGCAUCUGUCAUUGUAGGUGUGUCAGGAUUCAUGGCAUUCUGGGAUGUGAACAUAGACUCCAUCUCCAUGAUCAAUUUGGUCAUCUGCAUUGGCUUCUCUGUCGAUUUCUCUGCUCACAUCUCCUAUGCCUAUGUGUCCAACAGGAAACCAAAAGCCAAUGAUAAAGCAAUCGAUGCUCUCUAUAUCCUCGGCUACCCCAUUGUACAGGGAGCCAUCUCGACAAUUCUGGGGGUUGCGGUAUUAGCUGCUGCAGAAAGCUACAUUUUCAGAACAUUUUUUAAAAUUAUGUUCUUAGUCAUUGGUUUUGGCGCUUUCCAUGGCAUCGUUUUUAUUCCAGUGUUUCUCACAUUCUUUGGCUUGUGUGCUAAACCCAGUGAAUUAAAUUGUGAGGAAAGUCAAGCUGAGUUUCAGUGCAGACCCAACGUGGAAUUAUACGACAGAAAUAUGGAUCAGUUUAACAACAGUAACGCAUCCCUUCGCCACCUUAACAGAAGUAAGAUGGAUCCUGACUGCCCAUAAGAAGAUUGGAAGGUUUUCUGUUUUUGGAGCUUGUUCUUGAAGAUUUACUGCCAGCUAUCAAAAAGAAGCCAUUUCUGUAAGCUUGAUGCACCUGCUUGUUUCAUGUAUGUAAUGUAUGUAUGUAAUGUA